GUGUGAGGGCGCAACUGCCCAAAAGCACGCGCGCCCCUGGCUGCUCUGCUCUGUCUGUUCUGUCUGCUGCACUGCAUCUGCUGCAUCCCUCUCUGUGACCCGCCGCCGCUUCUACAGCCGAUUCUGCCUCCACGCGAUACCGCUCAAGCGACCCGCGACUGGACCACCGCCCGGCCACGACUCGACCGACCCCCGCGCGCUGCGGCCCACCAUCGACUCGCGCUGCUGCAAGCUCAACCCGCCGCCGCCAAGCGCAGACGCCCCCCUACCUGAUAGCUCCCGCGCCCUCGCAGACGCAAAAGCAAAGCGACUGCACGCUGCACUGCUCGACCGCCAUCUCGCCGCCCCGCCUCGCCCAGCCGCUCCCUGCUCGCCGCCCCAGAGCCGCCGCCGACAGGGCUCCGCACCGAUCCACGACCCUAAUCCGACGACGCGUCGCUAAUACAACCGUACACAAUGGCCGCUCCCGCGACCCAAUCCCUGAAGUGUGUCGUGACCGGCGACGGUGCCGUGGGCAAGACAUGUCUUCUCAUUUCCUACACAACGAACGCCUUCCCCGGCGAGUACAUCCCGACUGUCUUCGACAACUACUCGGCGAAUGUCAUGGUUGACGGCAAGCCCAUCAGCCUCGGCCUGUGGGAUACCGCCGGCCAGGAGGACUACGACCGUCUGCGGCCGCUGUCGUACCCGCAGACGGACGUGUUCCUGAUCUGCUUCUCCAUUGUCAGCCCGCCGUCGUUCGACAACGUCAAGGCCAAGUGGUACCCCGAGAUCGACCACCACGCGCCGGGCGUGCCCAUCAUCCUGGUCGGCACGAAGCUCGAUCUGCGAGACGACGAGGGCACCAAGGAGUCGCUGCGCCAGAAGAAGAUGGCGCCCAUCCAGUAUGAGCAGGCCGUCAUGGUCGCCAAGGAGAUCAAGGCGCAGAAGUACCUUGAGUGCUCGGCCCUGACACAGCGCAACCUCAAGAGCGUCUUCGACGAGGCCAUCCGCGCCGUCCUCAGCCCGCGCCCCCAGCAGUCGCAGCAGAAGAAGAAGAGCAAGUGCACCGUCUUAUAAGCGCGCACGCAGCGGCCGGCGGGCCCUGGUGCGGCGGACAUCCGGGAGCUUGAAUAUAAUGCGUCCCCGCCCAGCGCCGGCCCGAGACGACCAUUCACCCUACCCAGCACACUCCCACGGCGAGCAUCGCCGGUGCUGUUUCCUCAUACCCUCUACAUCGGCAUCUGCUUGAUAGCAUCUUGCAUACCUCGCGUGCGGCGAUUCGGACAGGGCAGCCACGCUUACGACGUUUUUUGCUGCAUUCCUUUCUUUGGCGCCGUGGCCUGCGGAUCUGAAAUUAGCAUUUACGAUAGACCCUUGUCUUCUGAAUAUCACGUAUUGGUUUUGA
Boeremia exigua is the source of this 1387-nucleotide messenger RNA. RefSeq names its product P-loop containing nucleoside triphosphate hydrolase protein. Lineage: Eukaryota; Fungi; Ascomycota; Dothideomycetes; Pleosporales; Didymellaceae. The record is from RefSeq and is a predicted model, not a curated record. The coding region runs from base 457 to 1059 and encodes 200 amino acids. The transcript has 6 exons. Gene Ontology annotation, cellular component: cell cortex; cytoplasmic vesicle; cell projection. Gene Ontology annotation, molecular function: GTPase activity; GTP binding; protein kinase binding. Gene Ontology annotation, biological process: cortical cytoskeleton organization; establishment or maintenance of cell polarity; actin filament organization.